Molecule: messenger RNA, 870 nt
Organism: Rotaria sordida
Lineage: Eukaryota; Metazoa; Rotifera; Eurotatoria; Philodinida; Philodinidae
Source: the annotation of a GenBank genome assembly
AUGGGAAGAAAACCUGUUAACAUCGAUAAGAAAAAGAACAUCAUUGCUUUACACGACGCUGGUAAAUCUCAACAUGAAAUUUCUCGACAAUUACACAUUUCUCGCCAAUGUAUUCGUCAAACUAUUCGUAAAUUUGAUCAACUUCAUACUGUGGCGACGAAACCUGGUAGCGAACGUCCACCAAAAGUAACAGAUCGUCAAAAAAGAGCCAUUAAACUUGAACAACUUCGGGACGAUACUCUUUCAUUGGCCGAUCUCGUUCGAUAUGCUUAUAUCAAUUUGAAUCUAACAAUUACUCGUCAAACCGUCAGCCGUAUCCUUCAUGAAUUUAAUAUGGUGUCUUAUACUGCACCCCGAAAACCUCGAACAACACCUAUACAAAGACGUAAUCGACUUCGGUGGUGCCACGAACAUUUAAGUUGGUCAGUAAAUGAUUGGUCAAACGUAAUAUUUUCCGAUGAAACUAAUUUCGAAAUAUUGCAUCGAAAGAAUCGAAUCUAUAUACGUCGCUUUCGAACCGAUUCGACACGAUUUGAACGAUAUCAAAAACGAGUACAUAAAGGUGGAGGUAUUGGUCUUUGGUCCUAUCUUACAUGUCAUGGUCUUGGACCAUUAGUUAUUUAUGAUGGACGUCUCAACUCGGUCAAAUACAUCGAUAUACUUGAACAUCAUUUAUCAGCAGCACUUCAAAAGUUUCCAUCUCAACAAUCUCAAAAAAUCUUAUAUCAACAAGAUAAUGCUCGUCCUCAUGUUUCAGCUCAAACACAAGAAUAUCUCAAGGAACAACGUGUUAAAUUAAUUCCUUGGCCAGCAAACAGUCCAGACCUUAACAUCAUUGAAAACAUUUGGUCUAUUCUUGAUCAAAAAUGA